Aspergillus vadensis CBS 113365 is the source of this 789-nucleotide messenger RNA. RefSeq lists its product as uncharacterized. The coding region runs from base 1 to 789 and encodes 262 amino acids. Lineage: Eukaryota; Fungi; Ascomycota; Eurotiomycetes; Eurotiales; Aspergillaceae. The transcript is spliced from 3 exons. The record is from RefSeq and is a predicted model, not a curated record.
AUGGUGGUUGGCUUGAAACAGGCUUUGCUUCUUGCCCUGUGGGCUAGUGGAGUUAUUGCUGGCUCCGGUUCCGUCGAGCAAAAUGGCAGCGCCCUGGGAGCCUCUGCUCCUACUAUAAAAUCAGUUACUUUUGCUGUGGAGAACAUUCCGUCCUUCUACGCGGCGGAACCUCCGGCAGUGGCGGUUGGCAAUGGCGAUGACAACAUGGAUGUCAAUAAGCUGCACCUUCGCAGCCACAAGGGAAGCAGUAGUCAUGGCAAAGGAGGUCAUAAUCAUCACUCGAAAAAGACCAAGACGAAAACGAAAACGAAAAAGAAGACCACCAAGACAACCAAAGCCACCACGAAGGAGACCAUCUCGACUACUACCACGACCAAGGCGCACAAAACCACCACUACCACAACGAAACAGAAGCCUACUACUAGUACCAAGGCAAAUGAGGCCUCGAGAACCCGGACGGGUAAACAGGCUCCACGGUAUCCAGAGCAAGUCGCUGCGCAGGUCAACUCGGUUCUGGGCUUGUCAGCGGAACCUGCGGAAUAUGACUACGAUUCGAUCAAGUCCAAAGAGAACAGCGAUGAGGCCAUGAGCAGCGACAUCACCUAUGGUGAGGGUAGAUUUCUCUUCCAAUAUCACGGCAGCUGUGCGAGUCCCACCUGGCAGGUCUGGUAUGGGGGCAAGGCCAGUGGCCCCAGCUGGGAAGCUUUGCAAGGCAGUGCGCAGAAGCGGUCGGAUUCAUGCUCUGUGUUGUCUUCGGCCACCCCGGCCACUGCCACAGCAAAGCUCUGA